Darwinula stevensoni is the source of this 764-nucleotide messenger RNA. The record is from the annotation of a GenBank genome assembly. NCBI's taxonomy places the organism in Eukaryota, Metazoa, Arthropoda, Ostracoda, Podocopida, Darwinulidae.
CACGGCCCCAGCCAAAGGAGCUGCGUGGCUAGGCCCCGGCCAGAGUCUCCCCGCUCCUCAGUCGGCCUCCGGACGCCGAGCCGCGAACAUCCUCCGUUCUCUGUCUCUCUCUCUUUCUCUCGCGCUCUCGACGUUCUCAGUGUCUCGUUCGCUCUCGUCGUGCAGCGAUGCCGGGAAAGAACGAAGAUCCGUGCGGAUGUGGGACUCGACCCGUGACGGUGUCCAUUCACCCGACCACGGGUGGCCAGUUCGAACUCCAGACCUCAGCCGCGGAAUCCGUGGAUUCGCUCAAGAAGGCCAUCUCGAAGAAGCUCAAAGUCCCCAAGGAGCGAAUCUGCCUCCUCUAUCGAGACAGGCAUCUGCGAGACGGGAGUCUGACCGAGAACUCCGUCGGCGAUGGGGCGAAGAUUACCCUACUUCCCAGCGUCGAGUCCGGCCUCCUGAAAGGCCUUUUCUCCGCGGGACUCUUCAUUGUCUCCUCAUCGAUCCCGUCGAAGGACUUGGGAGAGAAUGGACCGCUGGAGGACAAUAUCUCUCGGUGUAUAAUGGACCCUCGUCGUCGAAGGAUCCAUGGAUUCCAUUUUAAAGAUGGCCUUUUCUUGUCGGUGGGGGAACAGGCCCAUCGAAGGAGGGAGGGAGAGAGAGAGAGAGAGGAGAGAGAAAAAAGACUCAUGCGAAGGAGGCAAUGCGGCGAGGCGACCCACUUCCCCGGUUCUUUCCACUUGGAGAUCCUGCUCGGUCCAAGACGGGUAUCUUCUCCGUGA